AUGGAUGGACUUCGGCUCAAUGAGGCUGGGGAGGAUGCCGCCGAUGAUCCUGUCGUGGUGCCUGCUGUGGCUGCAGUACUGGCUCUGGCGGAAGUUGUUGUGGUACUGACUCUGAUGGAAGCAGCAGCAGCAGUGGUUUUACAGUGUGCACAUAUGAAGAUGUUGAAGCCUCGGCCUUCGCAGCCACUGCACUUUGAGCCCAUGAUCCUAGAUAGGAAAGUGUUAACAUUUUAUCCUUUCCAUGCUUUGAGUUUGGAGGUUGAGCAUGGAAGUACCUCGGGGCAUUUCCGGCACAAUUCCGGCAUGUAA
Penicillium angulare is the source of this 309-nucleotide messenger RNA. RefSeq lists its product as uncharacterized. Lineage: Eukaryota; Fungi; Ascomycota; Eurotiomycetes; Eurotiales; Aspergillaceae. The coding region runs from base 1 to 309 and encodes 102 amino acids. The record is from RefSeq and is a predicted model, not a curated record. The transcript has a single exon.